AUGAGCGCCUCUAGUUAUAGGUUCAUAAAAUGCGUCACCGUCGGCGACGGAGGCGUUGGUAAAACUUGCUUGCUCAUUUCCUACACCACCAACUCCUUUCCUACGGGUUACAUCCCAACUGUAUUUGACAAUUUUAGUGUGAAUAUGACGGUGGGUGGGAGCAGUGUUAAUCUAUCGCUGUGGGACUCUGCUGGUCAGGAGGAUUACAAUAGAUUAAGACCGCUAAGCUACCAUGGAGCUAAUGUGUUUAUACUUGUAUUCUCUCUUAUUUCCAAGACUAGUUAUGACAGUGUCCACAACAAGUGGAAUUCUGAGUUGAGGCAUUAUGCUCCUAAUGUUCCGAUAAUUCUUGUGGGAUCAAAGACUGAUCUUCGAGAUGAUAAACAGUUCUUUGUCGACGACACUGAGGCAGUACCCAUUUCAACUGCAGAGGGAGAGGAGCUCAAGAAAAUGAUUGGAGCAUCAGCUUACAUUGAAUGUAGUUCCAAGACACAACAGAAUGUGAAGGCUGUCUUUGAUGAAGCUAUCAAUGUCAUUUUGCAGCAACCAAAACAAGGAAAGAAAAAGAAGAGAAAGGGCCAACAAAACUGCAGAAUACUGUGAUUGUAUUAUGGAACUCCAAGAUGAUGAUGAAUGUGAAUGAUGGUGGUGAGUGAGAGUAAGAGAGAUUAGCUUGCCAUGUUGCUUAGUUUCCUCUUGAAUUCAAUUUUAGGUGCUAUAAGGGCAUCCAUACAAAUACAAUGGGAUGACUAUCUCCAUGCAAAAA
Molecule: messenger RNA, 766 nt
Organism: Salvia splendens (bonfire salvia)
Lineage: Eukaryota; Viridiplantae; Streptophyta; Magnoliopsida; Lamiales; Lamiaceae
Product: rac-like GTP-binding protein 5
Exons: 7
Coding region: 1-603 (200 amino acids)
Biological process (GO): small GTPase-mediated signal transduction
Molecular function (GO): GTPase activity; GTP binding
Source: RefSeq, a predicted model, not a curated record